GGGAAAAUUGGGGUUAAAAAGUUUUGGCUGCGCCCUUAAAGGAAAAUAUCAACAUUCCUAAUCUAUAUAAAUUAUUAAUAUGUAACAUUCCUGACACAUUGUAUAUAUAUGGUGGACAUGUCUCACCUUCAACGUGGUUGUUGGUUCUGACAGUAACAUUGUAGACAGACCAACAGCAUGGAAGGAAUACUGGAUGUUCCAUCCUCUGUCGACUGAAAUAAUCCAUUAGUUCCCUGAUCUGUCCAUGUUGAGGCACCAGAGAGUUGAUUUUCGCAAACAUCACCUGAAUGUGUCGGGUUGGUUUCUCCAGAUGGCUUGGGUCAGGUGGAAUAAACAGCUACGUAGCCUCACAUCUGGAAAUACCAUUUUCGCCUGAGGCCGUUUUGGCACGGUUCCGUUUUCGCUGUAACCCCUUUAUAUGACCUUGCUUUUUACUUGAGUCAUGGAGAAAACAACUCAUAAUUAGAGGUACAGUCUUUGAAAAUAUGGAAAGUAGCUUUAAUACCAAUUUGAUUGAACAUGGACAAACCUUAGUGAGCAUAUAUUGCUAAUUAGUUCUCAAUGGAUAGCAGCUCUCCACAUUGGGAGGCUGUGCGUUAAGUAAACAAGUAAAGGGAUCCGGUUGCCAUAGAUCUUUUUUCCCUUAUAUAAUAGCCUACAAUUAAACUCAAAAUACAAUGGUUUGGAGGCUUGGACUACUUAUCAAGUUAUAUAAAGUUGUCAUCAAAGGCAACUAACAAAGUUCAUUAAAAAGUGUAUGCCUUAUAUGCCUUAAUUUUGGUUUUGAUUUCGGUGCCGUUUUAGCCAUCGAUUUUCGUGCCGUUUUAGCCAACGCAGGUUCCGUUUUGCCAACAGAUUUUGGUGCCGUUUUAGCCAACACAGGUUCCGUUUUGUCCAAUUUGGUUCCGUUUUCGCUAUAACCCAAUUUUUCAGUCCACCGCCUUUCCACACACAAAUUGUCCUCGCUUUCUAAGUCAUUAAUUCUUCGAAGAUUUAAUUUUCUAACACCUUUUGACCUCACUAUUAAUGCUGCUUUGUUCCCCAUACACAGUAACUGGUUGACUGUGUCGCUUCAAAUAACUUUUCAACUCCUGUACUUUUAAACAAUCGAUUUCUUCAUCCGUAAAAUGGUAGUGCUCGUCCGUUGUUUGUUUGUGAAAUGCACUUACCGGAUGUAUUACCUAACAUUGCGCGCCUGCUGGCGGCAAAAGGAGCUAACCAACUUUUGGUAACUCCCUAUACGUCACAAUCUUUGGGAAUGGAUGAUGCAACCGUUGAAACGAAUAUUACAUAAUUUUAGAGUUGUUCGUGCCCUUUUUUGGAGGGGGUGAAGUAUAUGUGUGCGCAUGUUUUUCCCAGCAUUACACAAUGUUGUGAUAAAGAGGGGAUAUAAACGCCCGAUUUGUGUCUGUCAGAUUAAUACACAUGCAGCCGAUUUCUUUUCCUAAAGAUGGACGAAACCAUUUUGUUUUUUCUGUGCAUCUAUUGGUGGUCAGUUUAUGAUCCUUCACUGUGUCAAAUAGUGGGUAACUGUAAAGUUACCCCAGAAUCCUAUACUUAUUCGUCACACGUCAAUAAACUCACUGAACUGGAUAAAGGAAUUGGUUCUAACUCAUUCUGGUGUAGUGAUGGGGACUUACAUAACUCAUGGAUGGACUUGUAUCCCCACCUUGUCGUUAAUUUUGGUGCCACUAAGAAAACUAUUGUAGGACUAACAUUGAGGGGACCAUCAGCUGCCCACAAGAAGUAUGGAUUCCUAUCUUUCCAAGUUUAUAAAUAUGUUGAUAAUGGUGACUUUUAUGAUGCUAUCAGAGAAAAUCAUGAAAGUAGUAGAAUGGUUAAGACAUUUACUGGCCUGACAGCUGAAGACAUUGAGAAUGGUCAAUUCAAAAAGCAUGUGUUUCCAUAUCCAGUCGAUGCUAAGAAAUUGAAGAUUUACUUUAAACUAAGACUUGCACAGAAACGUGUUUGCAUGAAAAUUGAGUUCUUACAGAACUGUGGUCGACCACUUACGGAAGAAAAUAAAUGUGACAAUGCAGGUUGUGAACAAAUGUGUGUGAAAAAAAAUCAUACAUUCCAUUGCACAUGUCCAGAGAACAAAGUACUAUGGCUUGAUGGAUUACGUUGUGUAGAUAGAGGUUCUGAAGUGAAGAUCACUUCGAAGCCAAGAAAUAUACCAUAUAAAGCACAUGAGAUUUGUACAAGUGUUGAUUCAAAGUUAGCUACUAUUUUUAAUCUAAAGGAAUAUACUGAAAUGAAGAUUGAGACGGAGAAGAAUGGUGAAGAUCAUUUUAUAGGUGUUGUGGAUGUGGACUAUGAUCAAAGCUACAGUCGAUGGAUAGAUGGGACAGACGUCGUAUUUGACAAAUUUGAGGAAACCCGCGGUUAUCCAGGUUCCAUUGGCCGUAUGUCUGGAGAAUGGUGGAUCUUUAAGAACUCUAGUGGUGACUCGGAAAUUUUAUGUCGUUCUGGAAGUGAAGAUGGCUACUUGUUAACAAGCUUCUAUGGUAUAGAGCCUGACCAAUUGGUUUCAUCACCGUCUCUGGUGAAAACAUCACUAGCAUCAAUUUCUGCCUUUGAUGUUAAAAGGAGUCUUCGUGGUUUAAAGGCUUAUUUAACAACUCAUUCAGGGGAGCAUUAUGGAUUGUUCUGGAGACCAAAAUAUCCUACCAUGACGAAUAAGUUCUUAGAGGUAAUUCUCAAAGACAAUGAGAUUGAAAUAACUGGUGUCGUUGUAAUAGGCUACAGAUGUACAAGCUCAACAAUAAAGUACAGACUGAGGAAAAAUCGGCAACCUUUAGGAAACUACAAGUUCUCUGUUCCGGCACACAGUGAAAAACUUCAGUUUGUUGACCCAUCCAUUAAAGCCAGAAGGAUUGGAGUGCAACUUGAUGAUUCUGCUGAUUGUGAAGGUUAUAAGUGGGACCUAGUUGGACAAUUGAAAGGUCUAAAUGGGACGUCUCUGAUGCACAGUGCCUGGCACGAUGGCUCCUGGGUUGACUUUGCGCUGUUUGAGGGAACAGUGCCUGAACAUACAAAUGAGGAGCAAGUGGUUUUCAUGGACAGCAAUCUAUAUUACAUGUGGAGUUAUGGUCCGGCUUCCACAACACAAGCCUGCGUUGUGUGCCAGUAUAGACAACCGGACUGUACUCUACCUAUCCUGACAGGACCAUGGAAGAUCCCCAAAAGUGCAUGGAAAACCAAAGGAUUCACACUUGAUGAUAGAAUGCUGAAUAACAUUAAAUUUGACCUUCCUAGUGGAUUGCAGUAUUUUGAGACUAACACUGCUGAUAGCUAUAUACAGGUUGACCUUCAGCGACAGUUCCACCUGCAUCUGAUGAAGUGCAGUUCAAAGACAGAAGACCCCGAUAGCAGAUAUUUCAACUUAGAUAUUUCAGAGUGGAUCGAACAGAACUUCAAACCGAUUAAAGAAUAUGAUUGUGGAGCUCCCUAUGAAAUGAAAGAACAUAUUAUUUCACCCUCGAUUAAAGCCAGAAGAAUACAGAUAAAGUGGAAGGAGUCUCGUUUUACACUUAAAGUGGAACUGUUUGGCUGUCCUUCUGAACCACUUGAUGGGAAAAACCCACAGUGUGGAACAGCAAAAAUGAGUUUUUACCAUGUAACAGAAGGUGACAGAAUGUACGAGUGUGUGUACAAAUUUUGUUCUCCGUCUGUGUAUAAGACAACAUGUUCUUCAUACCCCUAUUAUUACCAGACAUUGGAUGAAUGUGAUUCCCAAGAUGCCUGCCAUUCCUUUCCUUGUAACAUGGGUGAAAUAUGUGUGCAGUACCAGACCAAUCAUGGGUGUUACUGUCUAAAACCUCCUUGUGGCAUUCAAUCUGGUAUAGACAUUAUGCUGAAUAAACACAAGGUUAGUCUGUUUGAUACGGUUAGGGUCUAUAUUGUGAUAAAACCUGAAGACGUAAAAUUCGAAUACACUGUAGAAAUAGGUGACUUAAUCUGUAGACUUGACUUCAAACCAGUCACAAACUACCUCUGUUCCAAAUUCAUGUAUAAAACUACAAAGGGAGGAACAUUGAAGGCCAUUGUGAAGAAACAUAUGCCAACUAAGAUUGAUACGAGUAAAUCUCAUACAUUUACGGUUACUUUACCUGAACCAAUGAUAAAUAGCUGCUUUAAGGAUAUUCAGAUCAGUGGUAACUCAAACACCGAUUUCAACAAGCCUGUAUACAGCACAGUGAAUGAUAAUCAGUUCACACUGUCUAAUGAAAGAGGGUGUGACAGUGCCUUUAAAAUAAUGAAAUAUAAAUGGACUUUCAGCCGCUUCGAAUCAGACACUUAUAACUUCUGUAUUAAUGACUACAGCUUUAAAGUGAUGUUUUCUUUAUCCACUAACAAUGGAGUUUUAGUUGUGAAAAAACAAAAACUUUUAGAUGGAUAUUUCAAAGUCUGCCUGCAAGUUGAUGGCGAAGUCUACUCUGAAGUAAAUGUUACCUGUGGAUAUUUCAGAGUUAAAACAGUUCCAUUCGAGGUGGUUAUUAAGCCGCCUGGACUGCAUCAGACUGUUCUAAAUACUCGUCGGGUACGACUUGAUGCGUCAGACAGCAAGGAUCCAAACAGUGGUGAUAAUUCAGGUCUCAGUUAUGAGUGGAAGUGUAAGCCAGUAAACUCAUCUCAAAACGUGUGUCACUUUGGGUCACGACGGAAUAUGUUUCCACACAAUGGACCAAUCCUGGAAAUACCAGAGAACACAUUGCCUGAUCAGAAGACAUUCAAAAUCACAGUUAGCGUGGGCAAACCAGGGAUACCUGGUGUGACAGCAUCGGUGAUCAUCUUCGUCACCAGUGAAACCAGGCCAAAGGCCAACAUAACGUGUAAUUUGAAUUGUAAUACUAACAAAGUCAUUCCAUCUAAACAUCUGGCACUGGAAGUAAAUUGUGGAAACUGUGGACCAUUUGGAGUAGUCAUAUCAGCACAUUUAUGGAAACUAUCGAAACAGACAGAUCUCUUACCGAUGAAGAUACUGCCAUUGGCAGACUGGGUGUCCAAGUUGCCGACUGGAUACAACAAAAAAUCAAUGGUCCUGCCACCAGGGACACUCAAUGCAUCUUCCACCUACCAGUUUGAUCUUCACAUUUUCUAUAACAAGAAUGCAUCAAAGGUGAAACUUGAAUAUCGGUUUCGUACCAACCAGCCUCCUGAAGGCGGAUCAUGUUCUGUAGAUCCGACGUCUGGCCAGGCUCUCAUCACCAAAUUCACUGUGUCCUGUCCUGGGUACAAGGAUAAUGACUCACCUUUAACAUACAAUGUCUUCCUGAACAAGAAAGGCAAAUCAGAUACGCUCUUGUAUCAAGGAAACGGAGAAACAACUAGUUUAGUACUUCCUGCAGGGCCACCACAGUCCAACUCAUGGCUCCAGUUAACAGUUUACAUUUCAGACUCUUUGGAUACCAGCACAAACUUCACGUUAAGAGUAAAGAAACAAGAAUGCAUCAAAGGUGAAACUUCGAAGUAUCGGUUUCGUACCAACAGCCUCCUGAAGGCGGAUCAUGUUUCUGUAGAUCCGAGUCUGGCCAGCUUCAUCACAAAUUCACUGUGUCCUGUCCCUGGUUACAAGGAUCAAUGA
This is a messenger RNA of Gigantopelta aegis, 5587 nucleotides long. RefSeq lists its product as uncharacterized. The record is from RefSeq and is a predicted model, not a curated record. Lineage: Eukaryota; Metazoa; Mollusca; Gastropoda; Neomphalida; Peltospiridae. Bases 1451 to 5587 code for a protein of 1378 amino acids. The transcript is spliced from 23 exons.